Molecule: messenger RNA, 2097 nt
Organism: Rhipicephalus sanguineus (brown dog tick)
Lineage: Eukaryota; Metazoa; Arthropoda; Arachnida; Ixodida; Ixodidae
Exons: 9
Coding region: 1-2097 (698 amino acids)
Biological process (GO): protein processing
Cellular component (GO): plasma membrane
Molecular function (GO): metalloendopeptidase activity
Source: RefSeq, a predicted model, not a curated record
AUGUCGCACGCGAUGGCUGAGGAAGAGGCACUUUGCCCUGAGCGAGCUGGCGAGCCGCCACGCAAGCCGUCUACCUUCUCAGAACACGUGUCAGCCGCCAUCGGUUCCCGCUCGUACCUCUGGACGGUUACAGCCAUCGCCGGCAUCCUCGUCGUCUCUUCCAUGAUGGCGACGUCGUCGAGGCGCGACGCCAGCGGCGCCGUCCCGCAGUUGGCGGCGCACGGGCACCGGUUGUCCGUGGCCGACGCCGACACCAACCUCGCGGCGCCACUUUCGGACAACAGUGAGGGCCACCGUAGCGACGUCGGGCAGCGAAUGAAUCCGCGGCGAAGCGAGUCCCUCGUGCGAUCCGGCGCUGGACGCGUUCGCAAGGGCGGGCCACGGCGUUCAGGUGCAUCGGCCAAGGACCGUCAGCAGGAUGCCGCCGGCGCGGGCACAGGCGAGCCCGAGUACAUCCGUCAGGUGGAAGGCUGCCGCUCGACGAUGUGUCGCUGGCAAGGCGAGUACUUGAGGGGCAAGCUGGACGAGACCAUCGACCCCUGCAUGGACUUCUACAGCUACGCGUGUCCCAGCCGCUGGUUUCAUCAGGACACCCUCGCAGCCAUGCCCUACAGAGUCUACGCGGCGGGACAGCUCAUGUACCGCCUGGAGAACAUGUUCCACGAGUUCCAUCAGGCAGAGGCCAGCGCGGACGUGAGUAGCCGCAACGCGAGCUUCAUGUCGCGAGCAGCGGACUUCUUCCUGCGCUGCGUCUCCAAGGAGAGAAGCCGAGAACAGUGGCCUGAGCUCGAGGCGCUCUUUCGUCACUAUGGACUCGAAGUAAGGUCAAAGCCACUGAACGUCGCCGUGCAUUCAACUGCCGUUAUAAAUGACUUGUCUCCUGCCCAGAGCUACCCUUACAGAGCAUCGAACGAGGGUUCACCAUCGCCCACUCUGCCCAACCUCACCCGCGUUGUGGGAAUGCUGGACCGCGAGCUCGGCCUGGCGGCCAUCUUCCAACCGUCGCUGACCACGGCGCGUCGGCGCAAACAAGCCAAGAGCGCGGUGCUUUUCAUCGACGCACCGGAGUCCACGCCAUCAAUUCGGCUCAAAGAUGUCCUAGGCAAGGUCGACAAGGAUUAUCUCCUGCGAAAGAUCCUCGCCGGCUUCGCUCUUCUCAAACCGACGUCCAGAAAACUCAAACAGGAAGCUGCGCAGGUGCUAGCCGUGGACGAGGAACUGUCUGCUGUCAUUCAAAUGAGGAACGGUGCGACUUUCGCGGGUCACGCGCCGGUAUCAUCGAUCUCAGCGGAAACACCGGGCAGUGGCCGUUUUCUAAAUGGCGCGCUCAUCAGCGUGAGGAGCCUGGCGAAAGACUACGGCAACGAGGCCUGGUCCUGGGACGAGUACGCACAGAUCUUGCUUGGUGACAUCGCUUUGGGAGAAAAUGCCUCAACUCAACAGCGCGUUCUUGUGCAGGUCGACAGCCCAGAUCAAGUGAAAAAACUAGCGUCGUUGCUCGGCAACCACGAGGCCACCGCAAUGCUCAACUACGUGGCCUUCUCGCUGGCCGUGUUUUUGUCGCCCGCUUUGCCCCAUGGAGGAAUUGCGCAAGAACUGCUCACUCUGAGCCACGGGGAGCACGUACCUCAGGUGCCUGAAGAGCUGCAGUCGUGUGUUCACCUGCUGGCCAGAACGUACCGCUACGGCACCCUGUCCCUCGCCCGCCAUGCAGUCAGUCGCGACACCAGCGAAGGAAACAGCUACAAGUACGAGGGCGACAUGCGAGCUCUGGUAGACGGAGCGCGAGAGCAGGUGUCCGCCCUGCUGCGCAACCACACUGAGGGGAUGACGUCCGCCGAGCUGUGGACGGCGCUGCAGAGGCUCGACACAUUGCGCGUAGUCUUCCUCGGAGAGCCUGAGGACAGAGUGGAACAUCUGUCGCGGUACUACGGUGCUUCGAUAGCCGACAUCACCGCGGGGCUUUCCCUCGCGCGGGCGCGUGGCUACCCGACGGCAAUAAGAGCGCUCACGCUCUCUAUUGUGCACACAAACGCCACCGUUCACACGGUGCAAGAGCCCUCUUUUUCUGCGAGCUUGCUCGGGUGCCGGCUGUGA